AUGUCAGUUCCACUUCAUGAGCGCGGUCUUUUGGGCGCGCUUGCAGUUGCAAAGCUUAGCGACGCGACGACCCGGGUUAAGGACCUGAAUGGUUUCACAUUGGCAAUCGCCGGCUCAGUGCUCCUUAUCUUUAUUCUCGAUCGUCUCCUGGUGCCGUCCCAUGAUCCGCGCGAGCCUCCCUUGGCCAGCACUAACAUACCGCUCAUCGGACAUAUUAUCGGGUUCGCUCGGAACAGUUUCACCUAUUACAGUAUGCUCAAUGAAAAGCUUUGUAAACCCAUCUUCACCAUUCUCAUGCCCGGCCGCCGCAUUUAUGUCAUCACCAAACCCGAGCUCGUGGUGCAGGUGGACAAAAAGCACAAGUACUUCUCUUUCGGGCCUGUGGUGCGUGACUUCAGCAGAGACACUUUUGGCCUCGGAAAAGAGGCCACGGAAAUACUCGCUCAGAACAUGUAUGGCGAGCAUGGCAGCUGGGGUCUCUGCGAAGAGAUGGUAGCUGGAAUGCGUGAGGCCCUGAAGCCGGGUGACGACCUGGACAGGAUGAACCGCAUCAUGGCGGAAGAAGUCAGCCGUUCGCUAGACGAGACCAAGCCGGACCCUGGCUCCGAGUUCCGAGUCAUCAAGCUGGCCGAGUGGGUUUCCCACGUGGUGACCCUUGCGACCACAAAGUCCGUCUAUGGCACCCACAAUCCUUUUGUAAGAAAAGAUGUGAGGGAUGCCUUUUGGAUCUUUGAAGACCACGUCAUUUCGCUGCUCGUCCACCCAUUCCCUCAGUACGCCUGCAAAAAAGCCAUCAAGGCCCGCCAGUACGUCACGGACGCCCUUGCCCACUACUAUAUAAACGGCCAUCAAAAAGAAGGAUCGGCGUUGGCGCGUGCCCGAUUCGAUUAUUCUGUCAGGAACAACGUGCCCGUGGAAGACAUUGCCCGCUUCGAGCUUGGCGGGACCAUUGCAAUCCUGGUCAACACCCUUCCUUCCUGCUACUGGAUGCUCCUGCUGAUCCACCUCUACCCGGAACUGCACAGAGAGCUCCAGAAAGAGGUGGAUGCGGCCUUGCUGAUCGAUGAGGAGAAGAGCCAUAUCACCAUUGACAUCACCUCUGUCAAGAACAAUUGCCCUCUGCUCCUCUCGACAUUCAAAGAAAGUCUCCGCUACCGUGGCAUGGGUACGGCCCUGCGCAUAGUGACCAAGGACAUUGAGCUCGGCGGCUAUUUGCUAAAGAAGGACUCGAUGGUGCAAAUCCCCCUCCAGGUUAUCCACUCAGACACGGGUAACUGGGGUAACGAUCCCUUGUCCUUUGAUCCCUACCGCUUCCUCAAGGCCCCAGGCAAGAAGCUGCCUGACGACAGCGGCUACCGAAGCUUUGGGGGCGGGAAGCACCUCUGCCCCGGAAGGUUCUUCGCCACCAACGAGAUCCUCGCUGUUAUCAGUCUCUUCAUCUCCCGCUAUGUGAUGCGACCCAAGGGCGGCGGCGACUGGAUCCUUCCCACGACCAAGAACAGCAAUGCCGCUAGGCAGAUUUUGCAGCCAGACUUUGACAUGGAAGUGGAGGUGAGAAACAGGCCUGGUUUCGAAAAAUACACGUGGAAAGUUGAACUUCACAAAUCCGACAAGGUCAUCAGUGUGCUUACUGGUGAUACAAGGGGCGCCUGA
This is a messenger RNA of Pyricularia oryzae 70-15, 1653 nucleotides long. RefSeq lists its product as uncharacterized. The record is from RefSeq and is a predicted model, not a curated record. Gene Ontology annotation, molecular function: iron ion binding; oxidoreductase activity, acting on paired donors, with incorporation or reduction of molecular oxygen; heme binding. The coding region runs from base 1 to 1653 and encodes 550 amino acids. The transcript has a single exon. Lineage: Eukaryota; Fungi; Ascomycota; Sordariomycetes; Magnaporthales; Pyriculariaceae.